CAAGGGUGCGAGGCCAUCGAAUCCACUACGCGGAUAGUCCUCAUUACUUUGAAAGCGGGCGUCACUGUGGAAACCCUACCGCACCAGGAACGAAUAGCCGGUGGGAUCACGCUCGUGGUGGCACCUGGACGCGCCCCGCUCUGCCUCAAGUGCCACCGCACUGGCCAUAUCCGUCGUGAGUGUCGUACACCACGUUGCAACCAGUGUCGUCGGUACGGACAUGAGACCAACAAUUGCGUUCGGUCCUACGCGGCUGUUGCUGGCCCUGUAGGAGGGGAAGAUACGUCCGACUUCAACAUGGAUGAGGCGGAGGCCAAUGAGGCAGGAGCUCCGAAGGAGGCGGUGCCCGAAUCAACGCCGGAGACAACGAAUAGAGGCAAGAUGGCAGCCGUGAGCAGCGAUAAACCAUCUGGUGCUGCCGCUCUAACAGUUUGUUUGGUCAGGACUGAUGCCUGUUCGAGCGUCGCAUCCUCAGAAGACCAUGAACAGUCGUGCACCGGUAGAGAGGAAACCAAGGACAUCACCAUGGCUGAAGCUGGCACCCUGGCCGUUAAAAGGACACGAGAGACGGAGCCAAGGGUGACAGGCGCCUCCAGUGUAUGCGCAGAUGCUGAGCCGCCAUGGAAAACGCUGCCCGUGUUCCUUUACUUUUAUAUCUAA
Molecule: messenger RNA, 660 nt
Organism: Ixodes scapularis (black-legged tick)
Lineage: Eukaryota; Metazoa; Arthropoda; Arachnida; Ixodida; Ixodidae
Exons: 2
Molecular function (GO): zinc ion binding; nucleic acid binding
Source: RefSeq, a predicted model, not a curated record